AAUAAUAAUUAAAAGCCGGUUCCAUUUUCACCAUUUUACGAAUUUGCCCCUCUCGAAUCGGUUUUCGUUUUUUCCGGAUAAUUCAUUCUGCAAUCAAUCUCCUCGUUUUUCUCACAAUUGCUUGGAGAAGCUUCAAUUCAUAUCAAUGGAGUUCUUUAAUCUACUGAGUUAACUUCAGCAGUUUCGCAGCUACUUUCUUCAAUGGAUUUACCUGCAACUUUUCGCCGGAAUUCCUUCCCUUUGUCUCAGUGCAGCUCUUGCUGUUACAUUCGUUUCAAUCCUUGUUUCGCUUCGUUUACUAGCUUGAGGGAGCAACAACGGAUUCGUCAUAGCAGCCUGAAGCUCUAUCAGGUUUCCAGCCGUGUGAAGCGCGGGAUUGCUUGUAGAGUUACUGAAACGCCGACUGAACCAGAUGGCAAUAAUAAUGAUAAGGAAGAACAUGGCUCUGAAGGUGGAGAUCAGCCAUCUUUCUCCAACUCUGUCACAGAAGAUAAAUUUCAGCUUGAUUCUCAGGCUGUUGAUGAAGUCAAUAAUGUAGAAAAUAAGGACCAAGGUGACAUCCAGGACAUUGAUAAUGUAGAAGUUGCUAGUGGAUCUCCCCUUCCAGGACUAAAGCAGCCACAACAACUGGAUGAAUCAUUCAGAAUUCCCCGAGAAACAAUUGAAAUUCUUAAGAACCAAGUGUUUGGAUUUGAUACUUUCUUUGUGACAAGUCAGGAUCCAUAUGAGGGUGGAGUGUUGUUUAAAGGAAAUUUGCGAGGAGAGGCUGCUAAGAGCUAUGAAAAGAUAACAAGGAGAAUGCAGGAUACAUUUGGGGAUGUAUAUAAGCUUUUUCUUUUAAUUAAUCCAGAGGACGAUAAACCUGUAGCUGUUGUUGUUCCACGAAAGACCUUGCAACCAGAGACGACAGCUGUCCCAGAAUGGUUUGCUGCUGCCGCUUUUGGACUGGUUACUGUAUUUACGCUACUUCUCCGAAAUGUGCCUGCAUUGCAAUCCAACUUACUAUCGACUUUUGACAACCUUGAGUUGCUUAAAGAUGGACUACCUGGGGCUUUUGUAACUGCACUUGUUUUAGGAGUGCAUGAACUCACCCAUAUAUUAGUUGCAAGAGAUGCAGGAGUUAAGUUUGGAAUUCCAUACUUUGUUCCUAGUUGGCAGAUAGGCUCCUUUGGUGCAAUCACACGGAUCCUAAACAUUGUACCGAAGCGUGAAGAUCUGCUCAAGGUGGCAUUAGCAGGACCGUUAGCUGGGUUUUCCGUGGGCUUCCUUCUUUACAUUCUAGGUUUCAUCUUGCCACCUAGUGAUGGCAUUGGAGUUAUUGUUGAUGCUUCUGUGUUUCAUGAGUCAUUUCUUGCCGGUGGUAUUGCCAAGCUACUUUUGGGCGAUGCCCUCAAGGAAGGAACUCCUAUAUCCGUGAACCCUCUUGUGAUAUGGGCUUGGGCUGGACUUCUCAUAAAUGCCAUCAACAGCAUCCCCGCCGGAGAGCUUGAUGGUGGGAGAAUUGCCUUCUCAAUAUGGGGAAGAAAGGCAUCAGCUCGAAUUACUGGCGUCUCAAUUGUUCUUCUAGGACUAGCCUCUCUGUUUAGUGAUGUAGCAUUUUAUUGGGUGGCUUUGAUAUUCUUCUUACAAAGGGGUCCAAUCGCUCCACUUUCUGAGGAAAUCACUGAUCCUGAUGAGAAGUAUGUUGGUCUUGGAAUUCUAGUUUUGUUUUUAGGAUUGCUGGUCUGCUUACCAUUCCCCUUCCCCUUUACAGAAGAAGUCAUCACAAAUUUUUGAUGUUAUAGUCCAUCCCUUUUUGUUUAUACAACUUCAAAUGUGCAUUGGUAGCUACUCAAAACUUAGAAGAAUUCCCCUAUUCCAUUCCAUUUCAGUUAACUCCA
Benincasa hispida (wax gourd) is the source of this 1880-nucleotide messenger RNA. The record is from RefSeq and is a predicted model, not a curated record. Lineage: Eukaryota; Viridiplantae; Streptophyta; Magnoliopsida; Cucurbitales; Cucurbitaceae.